Molecule: messenger RNA, 1697 nt
Organism: Suncus etruscus (white-toothed pygmy shrew)
Lineage: Eukaryota; Metazoa; Chordata; Mammalia; Eulipotyphla; Soricidae
Gene: GDA
Product: guanine deaminase
Exons: 14
Coding region: 106-1470 (454 amino acids)
Biological process (GO): guanine catabolic process
Cellular component (GO): cytosol
Molecular function (GO): zinc ion binding; guanine deaminase activity
Source: RefSeq, a predicted model, not a curated record
GGUGCCCGCUCAGCAGCCUCCCGCCGUCGCCCCAGACCUCGCCGCAUCCCAGCCCAGUGCGCCCUGCUUAGGUCCGCGGAGCCCACGGUGCGCUGUCCUGCAGGCAUGUGUGCCGCUCGCACGCCGCCCCUAGGGCACAUCUUCCGAGGGACGUUCGUUCACUCCACCUGGACCUGCCCGAUGCAGGUGCUGCGAGACCAUCUCCUGGGAGUGAGCGACAGCGGCCAAAUAGUGUUUUUAGAAGAAGCAUCUCAACAAGAAAAGCUGGCAAAAGAAUGGGGCUUCAAGCCAUGUGAGAUAAGAGAACUUAGCCACCAUGAAUUCUUCAUGCCUGGGCUGGUUGAUACACACAUUCAUGCCCCACAAUAUUCUUUUGCUGGGUGUAAUGUUGAUCUACCACUUUUGGAAUGGUUGACCAAGUACACAUUUCCUACAGAACAAAAAUUUCAGAGCAUCGACUUUGCAGAAGAAGUAUAUACAAGAGUUGUUAGGAGAACACUAAAGAAUGGAACAACCACAGCUUGUUACUUUGGAACAAUUCACACUGACUCAUCACUGCUUCUUGCAGAAAUUACAGAUAAGUUUGGGCAGCGGGCAUUUGUGGGCAAAGUCUGCAUGGAUUUGAACAACAGUGUCCCUGAAUACAAGGAGACCACGGAGGAAUCAGUCAAGGAAACAGAGAGAUUUGUGUCAGAAAUGCUCCAAAGAAAUUAUUCUAGAGUGAAGCCCAUUGUGACUCCACGCUUUUCUCUUUCCUGCUCUGAAAACUUGAUGGGUGAACUUGGAAAUAUAGCAAAGACCCAUAAUUUGCAUAUUCAGAGCCACAUAAGUGAAAAUCGUGAUGAAGUUGAAGCUGUGAAAAACUUAUAUCCCAGUUAUAAAAACUACACAGAUGUGUAUGAUAAAAAUAAUCUUCUGACAAAUAAGACAGUGAUGGCACAUGGCUGCUACCUUUCUGCUGAAGAAUUGAACAUUUUCAAAGAAAGAGGAGCAUCAAUCUCACAUUGUCCCAACUCUAACUUAUCGCUAAGUAGUGGCUUUCUCAAUGUGCUAGAAGUCCUGAAGCAUGACGUGAAGAUUGGGCUGGGUACAGAUGUGGCUGGUGGUUACUCGUACUCCAUGCUUGAUGCAAUCAGGAGAGCAGUGAUGGUUUCUAAUAUACUUUUGAUUAAUAAGGUAAAUGAGAAAAGCCUCACCCUCAAAGAAGUCUUCAGACUAGCCACUUUAGGAGGCAGCCAAGCAUUAGGGCUGGACAAAGAGAUUGGAAACUUUGAAGUGGGCAAGGAAUUUGAUGCUCUCCUGAUCAACCCCAAAGCUUCUGACUCUCCUAUUGAUCUGUUCUAUGGAGAUUUUGUUGGUGAUAUUUCUGAGGCUGUUAUCCAGAAGUUCCUCUAUCUAGGAGAUGAUCGUAAUAUUGAGGAGGUAUAUGUGGGAGGAAGGCAGGUGGUUCCCUUUUCAAGCUCGGUGUAAAACCCCGGUCAUCACCAAGUCCUUCUGGGAUAACGUGAUUCUGCGUCUCCCUUGUAUCCAGGUGGAGUUCGAAAGACAAAAUCAGUACCUUGUUCUUGGGAUGGCAAUCAACUUCUGUGUCUAGUUACAAUAUUCACUUGACAAAUUAUUUGAGGGAAGUUGCUUUAAUGAUCAACUCUCUGGUUGGGAGGAUUCAAAAUUUCUCCCUUUUGUUCUGCUCAGAUUUA